Acanthamoeba castellanii str. Neff is the source of this 1398-nucleotide messenger RNA. RefSeq lists its product as uncharacterized. Gene Ontology annotation, molecular function: actin filament binding. The record is from RefSeq and is a predicted model, not a curated record. Lineage: Eukaryota; Discosea; Longamoebia; Acanthamoebidae. Bases 1 to 1398 code for a protein of 465 amino acids. The transcript has 5 exons.
AUGUUGGUGGCCGUGGAGGUGGGCAUCCUCACGGGUGGCAAGACCUUCAUCAAGAUCAACGAGGCCGAGCAGGGCCUCUUCUUCUCCGCCGAGUGCUACUUCAUUCUCGAGACCUACAAGCCGCGUCCCGCUCCUCAAGGCGAAGGAGACAAGCCCAAGUGGCGCGUCUACUUCUGGGAGGGCAAGGACGCGUCGUCGCUGCGGUUCCCGAUGUUCGUGCUGGGCCUCCAGCCGCUGCUCGAGGAGAAGAUCCUGCGGAGCGGCAGCCCCAAGCCCGAAGUCGAGCGGAUCUACCAGGGCAAGGAGCCCCUCGCCUUCAUGAAGAUCUUCGAGCGCAUGAUCUCCAUCUCCAAGGGCCUGCGCAAGGAUUCACUGGCGCGAGCGCAGGAGGAGCGGCUGAAGGGCAAGGUGCUGAUGUACCACUGCCUCCACACGGCCGCGGACGACACUAUGCGCAUGGUCGAGGUGCCCGCCGUCGAGUCGUCGCUCGACUCGCGCCACUCCUUCCUCGUCCACUCCUUCCAGCCCAAGUCCAACGCCACCCCCGAUCCCAACGGUAUGCCGGAGCUGGAGAAGAAGCUGUUCGUGUGGCACGGCGCGCACUCGCCCAAGACCACGCGCGACGCGCUUAUGGAGUACGUCAACGUGCUGGGCCACGCCGAAGAGGAGACCGAGAACAAGGAGCUCGAGAUCAUCGUCGCCGAGGAGAAGGGCGAAGACGCCGACUUCUGGAUGACCCUCGGCUGCGACGACGUCCCGCUCCACCGCCAGACCACCGCCGCCACCGCCGCCGGCGGUGCUGACGUCAGCGGCGCGGGCGCGGGUCAGCCAUCGGCGGCGCGCCUGUGUCGGUUCUACUUUGAGGGCGGCGGCCAGUUCAAGGCGGCCGAGGUGGUGGACUACGGGCAGAAGGACCUGGCCUCGGGCGCCGUCUACCUGCUCGACAGCGGGUGCGCCGACGACCCGCAGCCGCUCCACCUGUGGAUGGGCAACGACAUCGGCGAGACCCUGCGCGUCGGCGCCCGCCACGUCGCGGCCCAGUACGCCAGCUUCCUGCUAUCGCGCGCGAGCCUCCAGCGACGCAGCCAGCAGCCGGCGGGCGGCGCCCAGCUGCCGCCGCUGAAGAAGCGCGAGGUGGUCGAGGUGGUGGAGGGCCAGGAGCCGCCCGAGUUCACGGCCCACUUCAAGGACUGGACGCGCGCGGUGUUCGUCGACCCGUACGAGGUUCGCAUGCGCGAGCGGGCCGAGCGCGAGCGGCGCGAAGUCCUGGCGCGGCUGGAGAAGGCCAAACGGGAGCGCGAGCGCGAGGAGCGCAGAGCCCGCGGCGAGGCUGUUAGCGAAGAAGAGGAGGCAGAGGCGCACGAUGGAGAGGACGAGGCCGGCCAACAAAUCGACUAG